AUGUGGCUAGUAUCUCGAUGGACACGCCGUGAUGACAAUAUUAAAACUGAAGAAAGAAAGUGUUGUCCACCGUUUUUGAAGCCAUUCUCGGACGAAAGGUUUAGCUGCAGCCCUGCGUUCGACAAUUCUUUCAGCGGGUAUGUGGCCAACAGGGCGCAUGACCGCAUACCGUUGAACGAUAUUCCGUUUAUGCCAACGAAUUGUUCGGAUAUAAAACGCCGAAGAUUCUUCUCUCCAACUCCACUUUCAGAGGCGGAGAGGCGUUUUCCAAUUGCAUUUGUGAGGCUGGUCUACAAGGUAAGAAGUGACGAAAAUUCUAUUUUUACGCCAAAGUGUUUUAUUUCGAUAUUGAGGCGCAUAUUUUCCUGAUCUCCGAACCUGUUUAACAGCUACUUUCAGGACUACUUCCUCCAGGAAAUGAUGUUAUCCGUGCAAUACCAACCUCAGAACACUUACUGCUAUUCAAUUGACUAUAAAGCUGGCAUGCAAUUCCGCGACCGCAUGCUGCAAAUGGCCUCAUGUUUCCCAAACGUUCUUGUGUCCGCAAAACAGCGGAUUGUGACAAGUUUCGGCCAUCAAAUGUAUGCAGCACAGCUGGAUUGUCUGGAGCUGAUAAAAGAUUUCGAGUGGAAGUACGUGCAGUUACUGCAGGUAUGGAAACUGAGAGGUUAAAUUUAAUUCAGCCCUUUGGCAAUAGAACGAUGACAUUCCGUUGAAAACAAAUUUGGAGAUGAUAAAAGUGUUGAAACUUUUAAACGGCGCCAACGAUGUGGCGACAAGGAACUUUCCAUUCAGCCGGCUUCCAAAUGCUUCAAAAUGGACGUUACAGAACAUGAACGUGUUCAAAGAUCGUAAGCUCAAUAUAAAGUUAGAAUACCACAAGAUUCAGCUGCUAGAAACGUUGAGACGUUAACUGGUACUUCACCGACAUUCAACUUUAGUAAAAGCGUGGUUCAAGUCAGCUUGACCAAAGAGUUCGUCGAAUUUCUAAUCGAUGAGGUAAAUAUCCGCGAGCUAGCCCAGAAAAUUGAAGAUGAGAGUUAUUAUGGGUUCGAUGAGGUGCUAUAUUCAAGCUUAAAUUCUAUGGAUGCUGUGAAUGUCCCUGGCGGAUUCACGACGAAGUGCUUGGAAGAGGGCAUUGAAACUGGAGGUGUGACACGGUGAGUAUGCAGCUCAACUAACAGUGACUUCUUUUGCACCGUUAUCAGUCUGUCGAGAACUUUCCCGGCAGACUGUCACUAUCUCCUACUGAUAAUAACACGGCUCUUUUGAGAUUAGAUUCUUUAGAUUCUCCCUGUGGAACAAAACUGGCUGUCAGAAUAUCCGCCAUAGCAUGUGCAUGUUAGAGGUGGACCAUUUGAGCUGGCUAAUAGACUUGCCACAUUUGUAUGCAAACAAAUUUGUCCAGGGAUAUGAUAUUCGUCCUCCCGUCUGCUUAUUGGAGCUUCUUUAUAAUCGAACGUUUCUUGAGAAGUACCGAUAUCGAUUAGACACAAAUUACUACCAGAACCUCCCACAUGUCAGAUAUCAAAGGAUGAAGAACAUACGAGGCGCAGAUGUAAAAGAGUUGUGUGCCGGAGGUCAAAAUCUCUAG
Messenger RNA from Bursaphelenchus xylophilus (pine wood nematode), 1594 nucleotides. The record is from the annotation of a GenBank genome assembly. Lineage: Eukaryota; Metazoa; Nematoda; Chromadorea; Rhabditida; Aphelenchoididae.